Molecule: messenger RNA, 670 nt
Organism: Schizophyllum commune H4-8
Lineage: Eukaryota; Fungi; Basidiomycota; Agaricomycetes; Agaricales; Schizophyllaceae
Exons: 1
Coding region: 43-525 (160 amino acids)
Source: RefSeq, a predicted model, not a curated record
GGCUUGUCUCUCAACGUUCAACAUCUACCAACACCGCACACUAUGGCUGCUGACGGUGCUGCAGCGAGGGUUGCUCUGGCUCUAACAUCAAAUACCGCCGCCACCGGUAUACAAGCGUCCUCACCAGCCCUGCGCAGCUGGCAGACGGAGCGUCCCCCUUCCACGCACCACUACAUCCUUGGAUGGGCGAUCACGGAUGAGAUGUGUCUUGCAUACUGUCGCCGCGGCUGCCCCACCGAUCUUCACGACGGCCAGGAACCCUUUAACGAGGCGCUGCACCUGAAGAGCCUGCGAGUCCUCGUUUGUGGCAUCCUCGCCCAUGUGUACAAUCUUCCGUGCGCCUCAUUCAAGCUGGUGUACGCUGAUCCGAAGCGCAGCAGGAGGUUGGGCAUCGCGUUGGUGCUGUCAGACAACCAGGGUUACUCUGAGGAGGAGCGAAGCUUGCCCGACCCCGCGCUUGUUGACGAGCUUAAGAAGGAGCUGGACACAGAGGACGAGCCACGAUGGCUACCGCGCGCCGAUUGACACAGUAAGUGCUUUUGAGACCGAUAGCGGGGAGGUAGGGCCGACUCUGGAAUGUAGCGUUUGCGGGCAAACAAGCCUAUGGCGUAUGCUCUGGCGAAAAAAUACCACGGUCGCGCUUUCACGCCGCGCGACCGCGCUUCGUCUU